Messenger RNA from Bufo bufo (common toad), 3342 nucleotides. RefSeq names its product cyclin dependent kinase like 2 (gene CDKL2). NCBI's taxonomy places the organism in Eukaryota, Metazoa, Chordata, Amphibia, Anura, Bufonidae. Gene Ontology annotation, cellular component: nucleus. Gene Ontology annotation, molecular function: ATP binding; cyclin-dependent protein serine/threonine kinase activity. The transcript has 13 exons. Gene Ontology annotation, biological process: protein phosphorylation. The coding region runs from base 383 to 2092 and encodes 569 amino acids. The record is from RefSeq and is a predicted model, not a curated record.
GCAGGGGGCAGUUGCUAGGGUGACCGGCAUUCCCACUAGGCUGGUUACUAUUGCUUCUAUUGUAUGCAGACUGGAGGUGACAAGCACAGGCGGCAUCCAAUACACUCCGAAUACUAACCACACGUUACACACCCAGCACCGCUUCACAUUCAGCCAUAUCAGCACUGCUUCAUGUCUCUAUCAUUUCCAUUGGGAGCCGUCACACGUUGGGCACAUAUGCGAAUAUUUCUCCUGACGCUGGAUUAGUUGCAGAGAAUGCUGCAGUUCUGCACUGGGAUCCUGUGCCAGCCAUGGAUUCUUCCUUUGUCUUGUGACUCUGAAUGAAGGAGCCUGAUGCUUAUUAAGAAGCCUUAGACUCUUCUCUAAAGUUUUCAUUGGCACAAUGGAGAAGUAUGAAAAUCUUGGCCUGGUGGGAGAAGGCAGCUAUGGGAUGGUGAUGAAGUGCCGGCACAAGGAAAGUGGUAGAAUUGUGGCCAUCAAAAAGUUUCUGGAAAGUGAAGAUGACAAAAUGGUUAAGAAAAUAGCAAUGAGAGAAAUCAAAUUACUUAAGCAAUUACGUCACGAAAACUUGGUAAAUUUAUUAGAGGUCUGCAAGAAAAAGAAGCGCUGGUAUCUAGUCUUUGAAUUUGUUGACCGCACCGUACUUGAUGACCUUGAACAGUUUCCAAAUGGGUUGGAUUUCAGCAGAGUUCGAAAGUAUUUAUUUCAGAUUAUAAGAGGGAUUGGUUUCUGCCACAAUCAUAAUAUUAUCCAUCGAGACAUAAAGCCAGAGAACAUACUGGUUUCCCAUUCAGGGGUGGUAAAGCUAUGUGAUUUUGGAUUUGCACGGACACUGGCUGCUCCAGGAGAAGUAUACACAGAUUAUGUGGCCACCAGAUGGUACAGAGCACCUGAGCUUUUGGUGGGGGAUAUCAAGUAUGGCAAGGCUGUUGAUGUCUGGGCUAUUGGCUGCUUGGUCACAGAAAUGCUUACUGGAGAACCACUUUUUCCUGGAGACUCGGAUAUUGAUCAGUUGUAUCACAUAGUUAAAUGCCAAGGAAAUCUGACUCCACGCCUGCAGGAGCUAUUCUAUAAGAAUCCACUGUUUGCUGGUGUGACUCUGCCAGAGAUUAAAGAAGUUGAACCUCUUCAAAAGCGAUAUCCUAAACUCUCUCCUAUUAUAUUAGAUUUAGCUAAGAACUGUUUACAAAUUGAUCCAGACCAAAGGCCAUCAUGUAUGACUUUGCUGCAGCAUGACCUAUUCAAGAAGGAUGGCUUCUCCGAGAGGUUCUCACAGGAAAUCAGUGUCAAAGUCCAAAAGCUCUCUAAAGACAAUCCAUCACCACCCAGAAAAAUAAAGAACUGCAAGAAAGAUGAUUACCCAGGAGAGAAGAAGGCAUUGGCCAUACAGGACUUCAACAUAGAAUGUAAAGGAAAAGAUGCAAAGCCUUUAAAAGUCAAGAUAAUCAAAAUGGAUACAGAUAAGAGUGAGAGGAACGAUGCAGCAUCUAAUGCUAGUAUUUUAUUUAAUGGAUCAAAUCAGAACAGAACAACCCCUUAUAGCGCAUUGAAAGAAUCCAGCACCAGCUUAGAUCAUCAAAAAAGCCCAUGUGGCAUAAUUCCGCCAAUCAGUUACAAUCUUACUGCCAUCUCUCCUCAUAUGACGUCCUCCACCAAUGCAUCAUCUAUGUCAAGCCACAUUAGCUUCAGAGGAGAAGAAAGAGGGAAAAUGUUUGUCAAUUCUUUAAAAAAACAUGGAGGAAAGCCUUCCCCCGGUUACAGACAGAACGUUACAACACUGAUUGGCAAUGACAAGAACCCUUUGCAACUAAACAAGAAAAGAUGGGAGUUCUCAAGAGCCGACAUGAGACUACCAGAGCUCAGCUAUGGCCACUUGCCAGAACUGAAGAGCACAGAUGUUGGCAGUCUUCACAGCGUCCGUAGCUCCAAGCUUGUGAGGAAAGAAAACAAGAUGAUACCAGAGUCUCGUAUCCCUUCUCUAGCUAUGAUUGAUCUACAUAACACAAGCACAACCUUGCCACAGUUUGGGGGAAAUUCAAUGCAAGACUCUACAGAAGUUUUAGAAGCAAAUUUUCCUCCAGUGGAACAGUAACAGAACAUUUUAAAAUAAGGACAUGAGGCAACAACGUGACAAGAUUUGUGACAGUCGUGGGACAUGAGAGACUGAAGACACUCAGCCAGGAUCAGUUUGGAGCCUUAUCAUGGACACCGUGUUACAAACUGCGGUUAUGACAAUACAGUACUGUAUAUUGCUGUAAAAAGGUCACCCACUAAGCACUGCAAACGGAUUGCAGGGGUAGGAUUUUAAUAUUGAUGGCCUAUCCUCAGGAUUAGCCAUCAAUAUCAGAUUAGCAGGGGUUCAACACCCCACACUCCCGCCACUCAGUUGUUUCAGAGUAGCUCUAGGGCCAAAAGUCACACUGGAACUUCACAACUCCAUGUAUCCUGUAGUGGACAACUCUGUCCAUUGUGUAGUGGACAAAAUUGGUUAAUGCAGCACUGCUCUCACUGAUAUGAAUGGGAGCAGCACUGUGAGCUCCGUCCACUACAGGAUACAUGGAGUUGUGAAGUUCUGGCACCAGAGCUUUUGUCCAACUCCCCGCCAAUCUGAUAUUGAUGGCCUAUACUGAGGAUUAAAAUGCUGGGCAACUCAUGUAAUUUUGUGUAAUGACAGGAUAACACAUGACAUGAUCAUUAUAGCUUUACUGGUCUGGAUAUGAGACUGCAUUAACUUUUCUAUAACCAUAUGUAUGAAGUGCUCUAAUGGAGCUAUGACUUUGUCAAAUAGCAACUGAUUCAAUGACAUUUGCACAAUUAAUGUGGGAUUAUUUCAGUAUACAGUGGUAUCACUGUAUUUCAUCAUUUGAGAAUGCAGCAUGUGCAGUCAAUGGGAAAUCUCUUGACUAUCUAAAAAAUUAUGUAAUAUAAGCAGUUUUUGAGAGGAGAAGCGGUCUCACCACCCAAAUAUUCAGAAUAAUCUGAUAACCUAUUUCCAUCAGUUGGAAAGUAUUACCCAGUGGGGAAGAAUUACAGUUUAAAAUAAGGACGAUUGUUUUAUAUCACACUGACUCAUAUAUUGUAUUAUAAAAAUGUACCCCCUAUGGUUUAAUAAAAGACAGGCAUAUAAAAUGUCAAUGACUAUUCUCUAUAGAGUGGCUGCACUGACUGCGAUCCCAUAAGAACAAGUAGUACUAUAGCUUGUCCACUGUACAAUUCAUGCAAUUAAAGUGUAUCGUCAUUAAAAGCAACAAUAUAAAGGAUCGUAAGGCCAUGCAGAAAUUUGCAUCAGAAAUUCAUGACUGACCAUCAGAUUUCUGCUGCAAAUUUGCAGUUUGAUCACAC